AUGGGUUUGGAAGCUGGUUCAUAUCCGAUAGAAACAAUCAAACAUCCUGGGGAAUUCGACACAAUGUUGAAAACAGUUUUAUAUCCUAAAGAUUUUGAUUCAGUCUCGGGUUGGAUACCCGAUGUUGGCGAUGGAAGUGUCUUAAAAGAACCGGUAAGAAAUGUUGCAAGUGAUGCUGAUUUAGAUAGAGUGAGAGUUGUUGCUCGAAACACAAUAGAAAGAGUAGCACGAGCAGCUAAUCAUGGAUUUGAAAAACGAGUACUUCAGUAUAAUAAUAUUGUUGAGAAUAAUAGAGACGAUAUAGAUUUAGAAAGAAUUGACGCGAACGCAAAAGAAUGUGGAUUUUUACCUUUCCUUCUACCUUUAAUAUUUGGUGGUAUUGCAGCGGCUACUGGAAUAACAAAAACCGUCCUCUCAAAUAAAGCAGAUGAUGCUAAAGCCGCUGAAGAACGCAGACAUAAUUUAGCACUGGAAAAGGAAGCACGAAGUUCAGGAGUGGGAGAAAUGAUAGGCACAAUAAAAGAAUUAGGAAAAACAUUUAGGGAAGAAACCAAGAAAACUGUUAAACAAGGAUUAAAUAAAUUAGUAGAUAGUAUUGACACGGGAGAAGUCAAAGUCAAACAUAAGGGUAAUGGAAUAUUUUUAAAAAAUAUACACACUGGAGAAGGAAUAUAUCUUUCAAAGUAUAAAGGAGAAGGAGUGAUUUUUGGAACAAAUUAA
Lottia gigantea (owl limpet) is the source of this 720-nucleotide messenger RNA. RefSeq lists its product as hypothetical. The record is from RefSeq and is a predicted model, not a curated record. Lineage: Eukaryota; Metazoa; Mollusca; Gastropoda; Lottiidae. The transcript is spliced from 2 exons. Bases 1 to 720 code for a protein of 239 amino acids.